AUGCUCUGGCUUCUUGCUGUCUUAGGAGCCACCUGCUGCUGGUGGACUGACGCCAGCGAUGCUGUCACCAUAAAGAGCUCCCCCGGCAAGGUCGCCUACGUGCAAGUGGUCGGAACUCAAGUGGUGGAGGACCCGUCCGCUGCCGGGACCUGGGACACGGGAUGCAAGGCAUCCACUGUGAUGCAGGAGUUGCAUUGUGAUGUGGCAGCGCCCGAAGAUGGCAGCGCACCAGUACCAAAGCCAGAGUUGCGGGCACUACACCUUGAUUGCAGCAGUCUCAAGCUGCCAAGGUCCAUGGACAAGGGGCACGUUUCCUUCGUAAUCCCUAAGGAACUCGCUGCGAACUGCGCCCGGGUUACGGUUGAGGCGGCGUCGAAGGGCCCUUUGCCCAGCUGGGACAUACCUUACUUGGAUCCUCAAGAGGACUGGCUACUGCGGCUACAGGGUCCGACGCAGCUUCGAGUGGCAUGCCUUCCCUUGGAGCAUCGGCUGAUCUGGUGGAUGCCCGAGAGGUUCUUCCUGGUUGCGAAGUUCACUUUGCAGGACUCCACAGAGACUAGGCAGGAGACCUUUUACGAAGCGGAGCUUCGAGCGUGGAGAAAGCAGCUGUCCAGCCACAUUGACACCGGGCGCCGCGCCUGCGACAAAGCCUUGGAGAAGGUUUACGGCUGGCCAGCGGAAGCCGUGCCCAGUGGCCGCAAGAACUGCGGCGCCAUGCAGUGGCGCAGCCCUGAGCCGGCCCAUAGUCCUGAGCUGGACGCGCUUGUCCUGGGCCCGCUCUGCAGCGACUGCACGAACCGGACGGCGCUGACGCUUUUCACGGCACGUGGGGAGGUUGCCGGACAGCCUGGUGGGCUUACACCAGACAUCGUGGGCGUCCACGCCGAGCCGGCCAUGCCGGAGGAGGUGCUAAAACAGGCGCUACGCUUCGUAGAAGCUGGCCCCAAGCCCUGCACUGGCACAGAGGCGGAGGAGCAAGCCGCCAAGCGCGCAAGGUCCGCGGAACGGGCCGAAGGUGAAGCCUUCGUCCGGGUGGACGAGCCGGUCGUGAUCCACCAGGAGCUUUAG
Messenger RNA from Symbiodinium natans, 1068 nucleotides. The record is from the annotation of a GenBank genome assembly. NCBI's taxonomy places the organism in Eukaryota, Dinophyceae, Suessiales, Symbiodiniaceae.